AGUAACAAAAGAUUCAAACAAAAAUCACAAAGCACUUGAAACUAUCACAAACCCGUAACUCUAGUUUUACUAAUUCUCAAGUAAUGGCGUCGGAGAAACAACAAAAGACGGAAAGAGCCGAAGUUGCAGCGAGGCUAGCAGCUGAAGACUUGCAUGACAUUAACAAACACCAUCGCGAUAACGUCAGGAUGUAUAAGGUAACGGAGAGAACAGUUGAACAUCCACCAGAGCAGGAGAGGCCAGGAGUGAUAGGAUCAGUGUUCAGGGCCGUCCAAGGAACAUAUGAGCAUGCGAGAGAUGCUGUUGUCGGAAAAAGCCAUGACGUCGCCGAGUCGACCAGAGAAGGAGCUCAAAUAGCCUCAGAAAAAGCGGCUGGAGCCAAAGAUGCAACCCUUGAGAAGGCAAAAGACACGGCGGAUUAUACGGCCGAGAAGGCAAGAGAGGUUAAUGAUAAGACGGCAGAGAAGGCCAAGGAGACAGCCAACUAUACGGCUGACAAGGCCGGAGAGUAUAAGGACUACACGGUGGAGAAGGUGGCUGAAGGAAAAGAUGCUGGAGUGAGUAAGCUUGGAGAGUUUAAAGAUAGUGCAGUUGAUACGGCGAAGAGAGCUAUGGGUUUCUUGUCUGGGAAGACAGAGGAACCCAAACAAAAAGCUGUAGAGACCAAAGAUAGUGCCAAGGAAAAAAUGGUGGAGGCUGGAGAUGAAGCUGGACGAAAGAUGGAGGAGAUGAGAUUGGAAGGUAAAGAACUCAAAGAAGAAGCUAGAGACAAAGCACGAGAGGGGUCUCAAAAGACCAAGGAGACUGCUGACUCAGCAGCUGAAAGAGCCCACGAGACAAAAGAUUCAGCUGCGGUUAGGGGAAAUGAAGCGAAGGGGACUAUAUUUGGUGCAAUAGGGAAUGUGACAGAGGCUAUAAAGAGAAAAGUAACUAUGCCGUCAGACAUUGUAGAGGAAACACGAGUGGCACGUGAGCGUGGAAGCACGGGGAGGACGGUGGUUGAGGUCACAGUCGAAGAUGCAAAACCUGGCAAGGUAGCGGCUACUCUGAAGGCGCCUGACCGGAUGACCAGUCCGACAUUCAACGAAAUCGAAGUUGAAGAUACAAAACCUGGUAAGGUGGCGGCUACCCUGAAGGCGGCGGAUCAGAUGACCGGUCAAACAUUCAACGACGUUGGGCGGAUGGAUUAUUAGUUUCGGAAAGAGACAGCCUUUGGGCCUGUCUAGGGCCUUUAAAAUAUAUACUUUUUGGGCCUUUGUUUUGGAUGGAUAUGAUGUAGCAAAUAUAGUUUGCUGAUAUUUUCUCG
Brassica napus (rape) is the source of this 1306-nucleotide messenger RNA. RefSeq names its product late embryogenesis abundant protein ECP63-like. Lineage: Eukaryota; Viridiplantae; Streptophyta; Magnoliopsida; Brassicales; Brassicaceae. Bases 84 to 1193 code for a protein of 369 amino acids. The record is from RefSeq and is a predicted model, not a curated record. The transcript is spliced from 3 exons.